Messenger RNA from Salvelinus fontinalis (brook trout), 2997 nucleotides. RefSeq names its product carbohydrate sulfotransferase 2-like. The coding region runs from base 1063 to 2460 and encodes 465 amino acids. The record is from RefSeq and is a predicted model, not a curated record. NCBI's taxonomy places the organism in Eukaryota, Metazoa, Chordata, Actinopteri, Salmoniformes, Salmonidae. Gene Ontology annotation, molecular function: N-acetylglucosamine 6-O-sulfotransferase activity. The transcript has a single exon. Gene Ontology annotation, cellular component: Golgi membrane. Gene Ontology annotation, biological process: N-acetylglucosamine metabolic process; sulfur compound metabolic process; carbohydrate metabolic process.
CUUUGGUUCCUACUUCAAGUUGCAGUUGGUGAGAAGCAACUGCCGAGAUUUCCAGUCGACCGCAGUAGAAAGUUUAUGACCAUUGAUCGCAAUGUUGUCGUAAAGGUCAUGCAGUCGAAAUGUAGUCGCAAGUCGGACAAGUUUUAUACACUUUCAAAGGCGGUGACAGACAUUGAUAAAAGUGAUCCGCUCGAACGCACCCUAUGUUUUCAAACGUAGGCGUCUCCAGAGCGGUGCGUUGUUGACAGACGUGCGGAAGAGCCAAGGGCGCGACUCGCUAACCCAAAUAUCCUAUCACGCACCAAUGGCGUCUGGGGGAGGGAGGGUCUUUCUUUCUGUAGUCUCUGAUUGAAUCAGUCCAGUUUCAAUUAGUUCCAUAUACAAACUACGGCACAUCAGGAAGAAAGAAAAUAUAUUUGGACGCUUAGACUGCCCCUCUGGAUAUACUGGCGACGUUCAGCAAAAGGAACCAAGAAGAAACCGGAGAACGUAAUUACUAAUGUAGGCUAGUACUUGUGUGCUGUUGUUCAGUGUACCUAUAGGCUCCAUCCAUACUGUGGCGAAUCAGUUUUUAACUGCGCAUAGAUGCCUACGCCGAAUGUUGUCAAGGAGGGCAUACAUUGUUUGAAUGAAGGGAUACUAUUUUUGUUUUGAUGCCAGGGCAACCUCAAUAAGCGUUGUAAUACCCGCAAUGGAAAACUGUUCAUGGUAUCGCGCUUUCAUGUGAAGAGCCUUGCGCACUGCAGUAAAAGCAGGGCUGUCUUAUUUUGGAUUGCGAAUUGGAUUGGGAUAUCGAAUAUGUGUUGGCUGGAGCAUUGCCUAACCCACUGGGCGCACACUAGUUGAAUCAACGUUGUUUCCAUGUAAUUUCAAUGAAAUUACGUUGAACCAAGGUGUAAUAGACGUUGAAUUGACGUCUAUGCCCAUUGAGAAUGAUUUAACAUUCGAUUCGGUUGGUGUACCAAUUCCCACCAGAGAUAUUCAAUAACCAUACAUCUUUGCCGAUUGUAAAUGUUAUAAGUUUUCGCCCAGUGGUCAGAGCUACUCACUCCUAGGUUACAGAUGAGAGGGAAACAAUACCAUCGACAACUGAAGUUGACAGCGCCUUGGGAGAAUGAUGUUGGCUACUGGAGAAAGCUCAAAACCCACAGGAACCAUACCAAGAUAAUAGCUCAGCCCGGCAUCGUGAUGAAGGUGCUACGCAGAAAGCGGAUUGUGUUGUUUAUAGCCUAUUUCUUUCUGCUAGUGCUGACCAUGCUGAACUUGGCCAAUUACAAAUGGACUAAAGUGCCCCAGCAGUGCAAUCACCAGCUGAGGAGUGCUUCCUAUCAAGGCAGGUCAGACAUCAGGUUCCUCUACAGACCCUCUCUGGCCAAGAAGAGACAGUUGGUCUAUGUUCUGACCACAUGGAGGUCUGGGUCCUCCUUUUUCGGGGAGCUGUUUAACCAACAUCCCGAAGUCUUUUUCCUCUAUGAACCCAUGUGGCACAUUUGGCAGAAGCUGUACCCGGGAGACGCUGUGUCUUUGCAAGGAGCAGCCAGGGACAUGCUCAGCUCUUUAUACCGCUGUGAUCUCUCUGUGUUCCAGCUGUACAACAGCCCAGGGGGAAAGAACUUUACCUCCCUAGGACUCUUUGGGGCCUCCCUGAAUAAGGUGGUGUGCUCCUACCCCCUCUGCUCCGCCUACAGGAAAGAGGUGGUAGGGAUGGUGGACGACAAGGUGUGUAAAAAGUGUCCACCUCAAAGCCUUAGACUACUGGAGGAGGAGUGCCUCAAAUACAGCACUAUCGUUAUUAAAGGGGUGCGUAUCCUGGACGUUAACGUUCUAGCCCCCCUCAUGGAGGACCCGUCGUUGGACGUGAAGGUAGUCCACCUGGUCAGGGACCCCCGGGCCGUGGCCAACUCCAGGAUCAAGUCCAGACACGGGCUGAUCCGGGAGAACCUGCAGGUGGUCCGGAGCAGGGACCCUAAGCUCCGCAGAAUCCCCUUCGUAGACCCCAACCACAAAGCCAACAAGAAGGACGGCUCGGACUACCACUCCAUCGGAGCCAUGGAGGUAAUCUGUGAGCGCACCUCCAGGACCCUGAGGACUGCCUUAAACCCUCCCAGUUGGCUCAAAGGGAAGUACAUGGCCGUGCGCUAUGAGGACCUGGUGGAGAACCCUGUGAAGAUCCUGAGGAACAUCUACCGCUUCGCCAACCUCACCACCAACCAUGACAUUGAGUCGUUUGCUCUGAACAUGACAGGUGGGUCUAGUUCGUCCUCCAAGCCGUUCAUCGUGUCCUCCAGGAACGCCACUCAGGCUGCCAGUGCAUGGAGAACAGUGCUCAGCAUCCAGCAGAUCAAACAGGUGGAGGACUACUGUCAUCACUCCAUGGCUGUCCUGGGCUACGACAGGGUCAGAACGGCCGGGGAGGCCAAGGACCUCAGUAAGUCUUUACUGACCGUCUCCAAACUGUGACAGAAAAACACCAUUUUUGUUUCUCUCCCAUUUUCCACCAAAGACAGUGAAUUUUAAUGUACAUUUUGCAUCUAGUGCCGUUUCAGUUAAUCGUGGAAAUUAAAACGGGUUGAAUCAGUGUUUUUGAGGAGAUCUACUUUUUUGGCCACAUUGGAACGUAUCUUAUUUUGUAUUUUUCAGUUAAAUAGCAGACAGAAUUUAUUUUGACAUAACAACUGGAUGUUAUUGACAAAGCAAGAAAGCCUAUGAACAAUGACUUGAAUAUUACAACUACAACUACGGAAACAAGCACUGUAUGAUUCAUGUAUAUUGUUAAGAAAACACUUCAAACAUUUUAAUUUUGAAUGUUCCAAAACCUGAGAAAAUACUUUGUUUUUCCAGUAUCCAUACUGUCUGUAAAAGUGAGAGAAGAAAUUGCACACAAAAAAAAAAAGCAUUAAUACAUAAAAAAUGUAAUUGUUUGAGCAGGUUAUGUUACGUUUGUGAUUACUGGAUGGAUUCAGAGACAAUCAUUAAACUGGUCUGUUAUAACUAUAA